CCUCGCCGCCCCAAGCAUUCGGGAUCUGAUCACACCUACCCCUCAUUUCAGGACCAAAGUACAGCUCCGUCUCUCCUUGCUAUCACCACCGUUUCUCUCUUCGCCUGUGCAGGAGAUGGCGGCGCCCAACAUCCCCCCGGGCUCCUUCGCAGCGCCCGAGGGCGUUUACACAGCUGCUGCCAUCACCCUCCCGCUGGCUGAGUUGCCCAUCAGCGGCAAUAUCCCACUCGCCAUGGUCCCCGCCAGCAUGCCGACUGCCUCCAGCUCUCACGAUAGUGCUGCAUCAUCGGGAGGUGCGGGAGGCGCCGCCACAAACGCUGGACCUGGUAGGGCGGGAGCUACGGCCAUGCUCGGCACGCCGUCUUCCUCCGGGGCAGCAGCCGUCUCUCCUUCCAAUAGCGCAAGCGGCCUGGGUCCUUCAGGCUCAACGGCAAUUGCUGCCAACGCUGCGAACGUCACUUCUCUGCCUCCGUACAAUACACUGGCUCCCUCCCUCCUGCCCCCAUCCUGGCGGAAAGAGCUAGGUUGCAUCGUCCAGCCCAGUCUUAGCUCGGCCUCUAUUCGGUGGGGACCGCCAGGGAGUAGCAGUAGCGACUUCACCGGCGCUCUCAUUGCUGGCGUUGGAGUCGUCGGCGGGCGCAAGAAUAAGGAUCCUGGUACAGAUGCUUCAGGUACGGGCUCCAAUACACCAGCUAGUGGAGGGCGAAGGCUUCGCAAGGCUUCGAAUGCUGCGACUGGAAUCAACAAUGCCAAUGAGAUCUCGACGGCAUCGGCAUACAGGGGUCCCAAUCCCCCCAUCGAAGGCGUGAUGGUGUCUCAAGGAAUCGAUGCUCCUGCGUCUUCUACCAUGGGAGGUUCGGGAGGAAUGAUCGGAAUGAGCGCUCUUACUUCCUACGGCUUCCUGCCGAGCAACAAUGGGAGAGAUCCUUUCGAUCUGACCUCGGCCCUGGAUCUGAGAGGUGAAGCCUCCGGAGGGAUGAUUAGUCCUACAUCUACUUUCAAGGCUGCGAAGAACGCUUCUAAGCCGAAGAACAAUGUCAAGCAAUCCAAUUCGAGCUUCAUCAUCCGAACGUGGGUCCACCCCGAUCUGAAGGACAUCCUUUCUUCGUUGGAGAAGGCAUACAAUGCUCGUCAUGGCAAUCAGGAUGACGGAGACGAAGAUGAAGCGCAAGGCUCGAGGGUCUAUCAUCAUCAGCCGCCUUUCUACAUCACGCAACGAGGCCGGACCCUCCUGUGGUUCCUACCCCAUCUGCCCAGCCCCGCUGGAGGUGCGGCUCCCUCGACAAAUGUCAACGACCAGUCGCAACAGCCAACGGUCCUCCUUCGAAUCCUGUUUUCCUCUCCUCCAUCCUCACACGACCUCAAUCAGCUUACCCGCUCCCCUACAACACUCGACUUGGUCGUCGGCUUUCCCACUGGAGACCUGAUCUGGAUAGACCUGAUGGCCCUCAAGUACUCGCGCUUCAACAAGGGUGGAUGCUGCACGGACAGCGGCGUGACCAAGGUGCGGUGGCUGCCAUCGAUUUCCCAAUUCGCUACUGGAGCGAGUGGCAGCGGUGGAGGAGGAGCGAGCGGGGCAGGUGGAGCCGGCGCAGGGGGCGGCGGUGAAGGACUCUUCGUCAGCGCCCACGUAGACGGAUGCAUGCUGAUUUGGGACCGGGAGAGGGAAGACGCAGAAGCCGGCAAAGGCUGGGCGCCUCGUCUUUGGAGACUCAAAGGCAACACCCCGGGUCGGCGUUCCUCUACGGCGAGCGUAGUGGACUGGGAUCCGCGGCGCAACAUCAUCGUCAGUCGACCUGGCCUCGUUCAUCAGCCUGGCUCACACGAGAGCGAGGCGUUGAUCAAUGGCGCAUCCUCGGCCGGGCUCAACUACGCUGGGGAAGGAUACAGCUCAUACGAUAGCGGGGCUACACAAACGGCUGCAGGUCUGCUCUCGCCGAAGAGGGAAGAGACCCACCUGCCUGGAGAAGAGGAGCAGGUCGCGCCCGCUGGAGGAGCAAAACACACGACUCAGCAAGCUCCGAAGUGGGACAAGAAUCCAGUGACGCAUUGGAGGGUCUCGAGAAGCAAGAUCAAUGACUUUGCCAUUUCGCCGGACUUGGGUUGCAUAGCUGUCGUCAGCGAGGACUCGCUGCUAAGAAUCAUCGAUUUGUCAUCCGAGGCACUGGUCGCCUCUCACUCUUCAUACUUCGGAUCAUUCUUGUCUCUCUCGUUCUCCACGGACGGUCGUUAUCUCCUGACGACCUCCUGCGAUGAUCUUGUGUCCCUCUAUCAACCGCGGCCGACGACUGCUCACGGCGUCUCACAGCCUACCCCCUCGCGUCUCCUAGCCCGAUGCGUGGGCCACUCCUCUUGGGUCAGAGGGGUAGCCUUCGACCCCUAUCGAUGGAGAGAAGGAGACCGGACGUACCGCUUUGGCAGUGUAGGCGAGGAUGGCAAGGUGUGCCUCUGGGAUUUUGCUGGCGGUAGAAGUCUAGGCAGGAUCAAAGCCACCGGCGGAGGAGCAGGCGCAGAUGGCAAGCGACCCUCCUCGAUCCAUCUAGGGUCUUACUCACAAAAGCAACAGCGACCCGGCAACAGCAACAGCAUCGGCAACGAAGCACCGACCAGCAGCGCCGCCGGCGCGGAUGGCGAGGAGACGCACGACCCCUUUGACAUCUACCACCCUGCCCCCUCCCGCUCGGCCAUCCCUACGCUGCAGCCGAUUGCGACGCAUCAGCUUUCUGCCAGCCUCCUCUCCACCACGACGAACAUCAUGGUCACCACUUCGACAUCGCCUUUGGCUGCCAUUCGCUUUUCGCCAAAGGGAUUUAUCGUGCUCCACGACAAUGGCGUCACCACAUCCUGGGAGCGACCUAGGGGCAAACGGCCGCUGGUCUUGCAGCAGACAGAGGAGGAGCUGCAGCAGGCGGCCGCCAAGCGGGACGCAGGCGCUGGCAAGGCUUCUGGAAAGGGCGCGGCGGGGCUGUUGAGCAAAGGGUGGGGAAGCAUGAGGGGCGGGCUCACCAGGACCCUCUCCACGGGACCUGCCCCGCCGCAGAGCCCGCAGAUGGGGGGCGCUGGGGCGCUGCAGAGCUACAGCAUGCAGAACACGGCUUCUGCUGGGCUUGGUUGAGCAGGCGAAGCGACAAUCCGAAGUUACACGAUGUAUAGUAGCCACAGCGCGACGAUCGAAUUGGGCAACAUGUGCCAUGCUUUCGAAUAUAGAGAUUUCAUGCUUCUAUGCGUUACUGUUUCCGUCCUCCUUCUACAAG
Molecule: messenger RNA, 3254 nt
Organism: Microstroma glucosiphilum
Lineage: Eukaryota; Fungi; Basidiomycota; Exobasidiomycetes; Microstromatales; Microstromataceae
Product: WD40 repeat-like protein
Exons: 3
Coding region: 116-3115 (999 amino acids)
Biological process (GO): carbon catabolite repression of transcription
Cellular component (GO): cell division site; cell tip; nucleus
Molecular function (GO): protein binding
Source: RefSeq, a predicted model, not a curated record